AUGUUGCGCUUGGCCUGCGCCUUUGCCUGCUUGGCUGUGACCCUUGGCCGCCGCCACACAGAACACAUCGAUCCGGUGCAGCCGGACAUGGAGACAGUGAAACAGGAUGUGGAGCAGGUGGAAAACGCAGCAAGCCAGGUCCUUGACUCUGUAGUUCCUGACGCUGGCAAGGACGAGGACCUGAUUCCACUGUCCGCUUCCGUACAGAUUGCUCCCACCAUGGAUGUCAUGCCAACCAAGUCUAGCGUGACCCUGUUCCUGACCCAUGUGGAAUCUGGCGCCGCUCCGAAUAUGAGUAUCGUGGUGACCUUCACCGCCAAGAAUGAAGUGGCUGCCACGGAAUUUGGUCAAGCUCUGCAGGGACUGCUGGCU
Molecule: messenger RNA, 372 nt
Organism: Durusdinium trenchii
Lineage: Eukaryota; Dinophyceae; Suessiales; Symbiodiniaceae
Source: the annotation of a GenBank genome assembly